CUGCAAGCUACAUUUCCACACAGCCCAGGGUCUACUUUCUAUUAGAAUGCCCUGAUCGGUAGUUUCGUCCAACUGUACUCCCAGUCACCCAGCAAAUUACCGCUGGGGGCAAACCGUUCAACCAUGCAGUUCGCUCUACCACCUCGGAGGAACCUCAAUGCUCCUCUAUACGGCCGCUCUUCCCGGCUGUCGUUACAGCGCAGGAAACAACUUAAAGCUGUUGCGAUCCUAGGAUUCGCACUGGUGGUGACCUACUUCCUAUUAUCGCAGCUAUUUUAUUCAAGUACAGGAACUCCCGCAGCACCGGCCGGGACGUCAAGUCUUGUCAUCGUGACAGUUCUAGACCGUGCCCGCUGGAGCGCUGAUUACAUUCAGAAGAUCACCAAGAACAGAGAAGAAUACGCCAAGCAACAUGGUUAUACGAAUUUCUUUGCCAACAUAUCCGAUUACGAAACUACACUGGAGAGCGCCCCGCGAAGCUGGGGCGUCGUCCCAGCCGUUCGACAUGCGAUGGCCACCCAUCCGUACUCGAAGAACUUCUUCUACCUCGAUGCGCAUGCGCUGAUCAUGGACCCGAGCAAGUCACUGGAAUCGCACCUCCUCGAAAAGAGUCGUCUAGAUUCGUUGAUGCUCAAGGACGUCCCCGUUGUCCCGCCGGAUAGCAUAAUCAAGACCUUUUCGCAUCUAAAGCCCCAGGAUGUGGACCUCAUUCUCAGCACAGACAGCGAGAGUCUUAGCGCCGGGAGCUUUGUUAUCAAACAGGGCGAGUUUGCGCAGACAUUCCUGGACAUAUGGUUCGAUCCUUUGUAUCGCAACUACAACUUCGCCAAGGCCGAGGCACAUGCGUUGGAUCAUAUUCUCCAGUGGCACCCGACGAUUCUGGCCAGACUAGCCUUGGUUCCUCAGCGAACAAUCAACGCAUACAGCAAGGACUCGUCGGGCGCAGGCGCGGAUGGAAACUAUAAGGACGGUGACUUGGUCAUUCGCUUCUUUGGAUGUGACACAGAUACGAAGCGGAAUUGCGAGAAAGAGAUGGAACCAUAUUACCGUCUAUGGAGCAAAAAACUCAAAAAAGACUGAUUGCCUUGAGCAUUUAUUUUCAUUGAAUGAGGAAUCUGUCACGCUGGACACACGGACUGCUCCAAAAGUUUGUGUCCUGGGUGGAUCCCUGCGAAUAAUCUUAGGUCGGUGUUUUGGAGCUGGAGGCACCUUUUCCAUGUAGAGCGUUUCUCAUUU
Molecule: messenger RNA, 1236 nt
Organism: Aspergillus pseudonomiae
Lineage: Eukaryota; Fungi; Ascomycota; Eurotiomycetes; Eurotiales; Aspergillaceae
Product: putative alpha-1,6-mannosyltransferase subunit
Exons: 3
Coding region: 124-1080 (318 amino acids)
Biological process (GO): protein N-linked glycosylation
Cellular component (GO): mannan polymerase complex; Golgi membrane
Molecular function (GO): alpha-1,6-mannosyltransferase activity
Source: RefSeq, a predicted model, not a curated record